AAGACGGACCUGGGAACUCUGGGUUCAAAACCGUAUUUACCCAAAACCACAUCGCCUAAAGUAUAAGGAGAUGAAAAAUCAGUGUGUAAAAUGUUUACUUUCUUUCAUGUUGGCCCUCAUGGCUCCGCACUGUUUCUCAACCGUCCUGAUGAAGAGGACACCCGAGCAGCUCGCCCUGCCCAGAGUCACCUGCUCUGCCCGGAGGAUAAGAGCUGUGUUUGACCCGCUAGUCAAAAGUAACAUACAUGUUCAAGACAUGGCAGGGGCCACAAUCCCAGUGCCCCAAUCUGAGGGGUCCUGUGGAGUGAGACUGGGCAGAGAGAAAAACCAGAGCCUGUCUGUCUUCAGCAGAUAUGACAGCUGCUAUUCACAGAUUAAGGGAAGCAGAGUAGUCAUAUCUCUGCAGGUACAGCUGACGGGAGAGGGCCGAUGGUUCCGGGUAAAUAUCAGCUGUCCUCUGAUAAAGAGAGCCAGCGAGAGGACUCGACUUAUCCCAAAACCGUUACCUGGAAACUGUGACAUAGAAAGAGCUCUACGAGUGGACUGUGGCCCCCAAAGAAUUUCCAAAGAGGCCUGCUACAAACUGGGAUGCUGCUAUGAUGCUCAUGAUUCAACCUGCUACUACAGACUGAAUGCCUGCUCUCUGGAUGGACACUUUGUGUUCUCAGUAAAGGCUACAGACACAGACUCGCCCAUCGAUCCCAGCAACCUCAUAGUUAAGGAUCAGCCACAGUGUUUCCCUGUGGUCACCACCCCAGACACGGCUGUUUUCAAGAUUGCAGUCAUGGAGUGUGGUGCAAAGAUGAAGGUAGAUGGAGAUGUUAUGAUCUAUGAGGUGGAAGUGGAGGAGCUGCAUAGUAAAAGUAUCACCAAUAACUCACCAUUUGGUCUCCAGGUCCAGUGUGAAUAUGAGGUGUCAGAUUUAAAGCGCGCAGCAGAUUUGCGGUCCUUGUAUGCAGUGACCAACCCGCCGCCUGUGGUUGCACAAGGAACCUUCAGAGUGCAGAUGAGGAUAGCCAAAGAUGCAUCCUUCACAUCCUUCUUUUCUGAGGACCAGCUUCCUCUGACCUUGCCCUUGCGUAAAGCUGCGUAUGUUGAGAUCUCCAUCGCCCAGCCGUCCCCAGACCCUACGCUUUCCCUGCGUGUACGGGAUUGCUUUGCAUACCCUGCGUCUAGACACUCUGUGUGGACGCUUCUCUAUGACGGAUGUCCCAACCCUCUGGAUAACAUGAGAAGCUCUCUCCCUGUGGACAACCAAGGGAAGACCACCUCCCACUCCCAAGUCAGGAGGUUUGAUGUCAAGACCUUUGCUUUCUUGGACCCUCAUACAGGCCAUCCAAGUGUAGAGGAAAUGUACUUCUACUGUUGGGUGGAGAUCUGCACCAACACUGUUGACUGUGCACAGCGUUGCGCCAUCAUUUCAUCUGAGGGUGACAGACAGAGAAGACAGGCAACGUCAGAGUCCGACCAGGUCCAGCUGGUCUCUUUAGGGCCACUGCUGCUGGGACACAACAACACUGAACUAGAGGACAAUCUGUGUGUGAAACAGAACACAAUGUUUCAGGUGACCGUGUAUAUGCUCUCGGGUGUUGGUGCAGCCCUGCUAUUGAUCCUGCUGUUCACUACAUGGUCAAAUAUCAGGAAGUGGCAGAAGUCAAAAGCACAGCAAGCUCGUGGUGCACAGCUUGACCGUGAACAAUCUCAAUAAAACACAUUGCACAUUCAAA
Messenger RNA from Morone saxatilis (striped sea-bass), 1727 nucleotides. Its product is annotated as zona pellucida sperm-binding protein 4-like. NCBI's taxonomy places the organism in Eukaryota, Metazoa, Chordata, Actinopteri, Moronidae. Gene Ontology annotation, cellular component: egg coat. Gene Ontology annotation, molecular function: acrosin binding; structural constituent of egg coat. Bases 71 to 1708 code for a protein of 545 amino acids. Gene Ontology annotation, biological process: prevention of polyspermy; binding of sperm to zona pellucida. The record is from RefSeq and is a predicted model, not a curated record. The transcript is spliced from 12 exons.